This is a messenger RNA of Didymosphaeria variabile, 786 nucleotides long. RefSeq lists its product as uncharacterized. NCBI's taxonomy places the organism in Eukaryota, Fungi, Ascomycota, Dothideomycetes, Pleosporales, Didymosphaeriaceae. The coding region runs from base 1 to 786 and encodes 261 amino acids. The record is from RefSeq and is a predicted model, not a curated record. The transcript is spliced from 2 exons.
AUGAAGGGCCCUCUCCAAAUUCUCGCAGGCAGCACCGCUAUCUGCUCAGUCCUUGCCGCUCCUUUAGGUGCAAUUGGAAAGAAUGCUGUUGUCGAGCGCGGUACGAACAUCUGGACUACUGCUGCCCAGGUCGAUGGUGGAGCCAACCCGGCUAAGCGCAGUGAGGCUGUCUGGACUACCGUGGCCAAAGCCGACGAUGGAAAGCGUAGCGAGGCUAUCUGGACAACUGCAGCCACCGUUGAGGAUGAGGCCGUCAAGCGCAGUGAGGCGAUUUGGACAACUGCAGCCAAGGCCGAUGAUGCGAGCCUGCAACAGCGUAGCGAGUCGAUCUGGACAACGGUAGCCCCAGCCAAUGAUCAGAAGCGCAGUGAGGCGAUCUGGACGACCGCUGCUACUGCUGAGGACGACGAGGUCAAGAGAAGUGAGGCGAUCUGGACUACUGCGGCCGCUGUUGAGGAUGAUAAAGUAAAGCGUAGCGAGUCCAUCUGGACCACCUCUGCGGAUGACGCUGUCAAACGCGGUGAGUCCAUCUGGGCCACGGCUGGAGAUGAAGCUGUCAAGCGCAGUGAGGCGAUCUGGACGACUUUGGCUGCUGCUGAGGAUGACAAGGUCAAGCGUGGUGAAUCCAUCUGGACCAUCUCCGUGGAUGGCACUGUCAAACGCAGUGAAUCGAUUUGGACCACGGCUGGGGACGGUACUGCCAAGCGUAGUGAGGCCAUCUGGACCACUGCUGCUACUGCUGAGGAUGAUGCUGUCAAGCGUAUCGGCGGCGCGCCUGGGUGGUAG